Messenger RNA from Nestor notabilis (Kea), 1184 nucleotides. RefSeq names its product activin A receptor, type IC (gene ACVR1C). Gene Ontology annotation, biological process: protein phosphorylation; cellular response to growth factor stimulus; activin receptor signaling pathway. NCBI's taxonomy places the organism in Eukaryota, Metazoa, Chordata, Aves, Psittaciformes, Psittacidae. The transcript is spliced from 7 exons. The annotation marks the transcript as partial. The record is from RefSeq and is a predicted model, not a curated record. Gene Ontology annotation, cellular component: activin receptor complex; plasma membrane. Gene Ontology annotation, molecular function: ATP binding; activin receptor activity, type I.
CGUCGGAGUCUCCCAGCAGAGCCAGCGCGGGACCGGUGGUGCUGGCAGUGACAGUGGCGGUGCCAGUCUGCAUCCUGUCCCUCGCGGCGGUGCUGGUGGCGUGUACCUGCCAGAGCCGGCGCUGUGCCCAUGGCAGGGUGAAGCAGCCCAAUGUGGAGGAGCCCCUCUCUGAGUGCAACCUGGUGAACUCUGGAAAGACGCUGAAGGAUCUCAUCUACGAUAUGACGACCUCUGGCUCCGGCUCUGGUUUACCUCUGCUUGUACAAAGAACCAUUGCGAGGACUAUUGUCCUGCAGGAAAUCGUGGGAAAAGGCCGAUUUGGUGAGGUCUGGCAUGGAAAAUGGUGUGGGGAAGAUGUAGCUGUGAAAAUCUUCUCCUCCAGAGAUGAACGAUCCUGGUUCCGCGAGGCAGAAAUUUAUCAGACGGUUAUGCUGCGACAUGAGAACAUCCUGGGCUUCAUUGCUGCUGAUAACAAGGAUAACGGGACAUGGACGCAGCUCUGGCUUGUCUCUGAGUACCACGAGCAAGGGUCCCUGUUCGACUACCUGAACAGAGGCACGGUGACAGUGGAGGGCAUGGUGAAACUGGCACUGUCGGUGGCCAGUGGCCUGGCUCACCUCCACAUGGAGAUCGUCGGCACACAAGGCAAGCCAGCAAUCGCUCACCGAGAUCUGAAAUCUAAAAACAUCCUGGUGAAGAGGAAUGAAAGCUGCGCCAUCGCAGACCUGGGCCUGGCAGUGAAGCACGACUCAGUGCUGAACACCAUCGACAUUCCCCAGAACCCCCGGGUUGGGACCAGGAGGUAUAUGGCUCCUGAGAUACUUGAUGACGUGAUGAACAUGAACAUCUUCGAGUCCUUCAAGCGUGCAGAUAUAUACUCUCUUGGGCUAGUAUACUGGGAGAUAGCCCGAAGGUGCUCUGUUGGAGGAAUCACUGAGGAAUACCAGCUGCCUUACUAUGAUGUCGUGCCUUCUGAUCCUUCAAUAGAAGAUAUGAGAAGGGUAGUUUGUGAGCAGAAGCUCAGACCAAACAUUCCAAACCAGUGGCAAAGCUGUGAGGCGCUGCGAGUGAUGGGCAGGAUAAUGCGUGAAUGCUGGUAUGCCAACAGUGCCGCACGGCUGACGGCGCUGCGUAUCAAGAAGACCAUCUCACAGCUCUGCGUGCAGGAGGACUCCAAAGCCUGA